UAUGUAACAAACUCGAUCGCCUUUAUCACCAAUUGAUUCAAAUCAGAACACUUAUAGAUCUCAAACUUCUAAGACUUAAGAUAUAAAUUAUUAGAUUCAAUUCUAAAUAACAAAAUAAAAACUUUCGACUGUCCCUGAUUCUCGAUAAGAUAAUAAUGCUGUGUAUAUGAGUCCUAGAAAUACUAAACUAAAAACUUAAACCAUUCUUUCUCCUAAUUGUAGAUCACCCUUAACAACAAGGAAAGAAAUAAAAACUAUUUAGUCUCCUUAUAACUUAUCUAUUCAUUCAGCUUAAUCACCUAUUAAAAUAGGAAAUACUACUACUCAUAAUAUUAAAUAAGAACUUGAUUAUAUUAAAUAAAAAAACAAUAAUCUAUAGAAGUAAAUACUUAAUUUGACUUCUGAAAUUCAACGCGGUUAAUCAAAUACUCUUAUAAAGGAGUUACAAUAAAAAAUCUAAUUAUUAACUUAGAUGAAUGAAAAAUUAACUUAAGAGAAUAAAGAAUUAUAAUAAAAAGGAGACUUGAAUUAACUUAAAUAAAAUAUUGAAUAAUAAAUAUAAUAAAUAAAAGAAAAUGAGAAAAAAUUGAAUGAAAUAUAAGAGAAUUAGUAAAAAUAUGAAAUUUCUAAUCUUGAUCUUGUAAAGAACUCUACAACUGACUAUAUUACUUAAUUGAUUCUUGAUCUAGAGGAAAGAGUUCACAUUUUGAUAGUUGAAAAUGCUAAUUUAAAUAAAGUUUUCAAUUAGAGAAUUAAAUUAAAUGAAAGAUUUAACACUUUGGAGUUAUAAUUGAAAUAAGCUUAAGUAUAGUUUUAGAAAGUAAAGGUUGAAGAAAAAUUAGUAAAAACGAAAUAUAAUUAAAUAAAGAAAAAAUGA
Molecule: messenger RNA, 877 nt
Organism: Paramecium pentaurelia
Lineage: Eukaryota; Ciliophora; Oligohymenophorea; Peniculida; Parameciidae
Source: the annotation of a GenBank genome assembly